AUGUCUGAGCGCAACGCUCAACAGCAGCAGCACCCGCUGCUGCCUCAUGUGCAGCGUCGAGUGCAGCCUCAGCAGCAACAGCAGCACCAGCAAGAGCAGCAACAGAAACAGCAACAACAUGAGAAGAAACCCCAGCAAAACGAGGUGCAGCAGCAGCAGGUGCGGCAGCAGCUGCUUCACCAGCACCAGAAACAACCACAGCUGCAGCAGCAGCAGUUGCGGCGGCAACAGCAUCAGCAGCUGCAGGAGCAGCAGCAGGACCAACUGCAUCAGCAUCAGCAGCCGCAUCAUCAGGCCCCGCAGCAACAGACACCGUAUCAGCAGGCCCAGCAGCAGAGUCUGCUACAUUCAUAUCAACCAUGGCCUCAUCAGCAGCAACAGCAGCUGCAGCUGCAGCAUGAGCACGUGUUGCAGUCUCCGCUGCAGCGGCAUUUCGCGCCGCAGCAACAAGCCCAACAGGACAAGCUGCAGCGUCAGCAUCAGGCAGAGAAGCAGCAGCAACAAGUGCAACAACAAGUACAGAAACAGCCACAACAACAACCUCAGCAGCAGGGGCAGCAUUACCAGCACCUACGGCCAAACCAGCCGCAGCAGCUCUCCCCUUUGCGCUGCUCACCGCGAGCUACACCGCAGCAGCAGCAGCAACAGCAGCAAGCACAGGAUUGGCAGCAGCAACAGCAGCAAACGCAGCAAGUACAACAGCAGCAGCGAGAGCAACUGCAGCAACAGCAGAAGCAACGACUACAGCAGCAUAAACCACACCCGGUACAGCAGCAGGAUCAUCAGAAGCACCAGCAACUUCAGCGGUGCGGAGUAAACAGGCCACAGCAGCAGCGGCAACCGCAGCAGCACCAGCAGCAGUUGCAGGCUGUGCCAGGCAGCCUACUACACCAGCAGCAAUGGCAACAGCAACGGCAGCAACAACAGCAGCGGCAACAGCAGCAAUCAUCUCCAUCAAAACUGGGCCAAGCACGGCAUUUGCUGCAUCAGAAACAAUUGCAGCAGCAACCACUGCAGCAACAACAACUGCAGCAGCAGCCACCGCAACAACAACCCCUGCACCAGCAGCAGCAGCAACAGCAACAGCCACUGCAGCAGCUACCAGUGGAGCAGCAGCCGCUGCAGCAGCGGCAACCGCUGCAGCGGCAACCACUGCAGCGGCAACCACUGCGGCAGCAACCUCCCCAACAGCAACAAAAGCAGCAACAGCAACAACCACAGCAGCAACAGCGACAAACACUACAGCAACCGCAACGACAACUGCAGCACGAACCACAGCAGCAGCCAUUGCAGCAGCUGCCACAACAGCAUCAACCACUGCAACAGCCGCAACCACUGCAGCAACAGCACCAACCUGUGCAGCAGCAACCGCUGCAGCAGCAACAACAACUCCAGCAACAGCAACUUCUGCACAAGCAACCCCUGCACCACCAACCGUUGCAGAAGCAGCAACCCUUGCAGCAGCAGCAGCAACCCUUGCAGCAGCAGCAGCAACCCUUGCAGCAGCAGCAGCAACCCUUGCAGCAGCAGCAGCAGCAACCUCUGCAGCAGCAGCAACCCCUGCAGCACGAGCAACUACUGCAGCGCCAGCAACCGCCUCUGCAGUAUCAGGAACGGCAACAGCAGCUGCAGCAGCAAUCGCCACAACAGUGGCAGCAGCUGCAUUAUCAUCUGCAACAGCAGCAGUUACAACUGCAGCACCAGCAGCAGCAGCCGCAAACCUCUUCCAGCCUGGCCCGCACCUGUGGGGCUCCGCAACAGCAGCAGCAGCACCAAGUGCUUCAGCAGAACCUGCAACGGGAGCAGCAGCAGCAGCAGCAAGACAAGAAAUGUGAAGGAGAUGAAGCAAGCUUGCUGCUGGCAGCAUUCCUUCCCGUUGCUGCUGUCUUAGAAGCAUUUAAAGACAUUCGUGGCAUUAAGUGUCUCCUUCCUUGGCAAAGAGAUUGUCUCCUUGUCUCCAGACCAGCAGCGGCAGUAAAUGUUGCUGCUGCGUCUGGUACCCACGCUAAGUCUGCUGCUGCUUUGGAUGCUGGUACUCCUCGCGCUUCAGCGGAGGGCGCUGCUGUCUUGGCUCCGGCUGCAGGUUCAGCAGCAGCAGCAGCAGCAGCCGCAGCAGCAACCCCUCCCAGAAAAGCAGCAGUACACUCAACAGCAGCGGCAGCAGCAGCAGGAGCUGCUGCUGUUGCUGCUGGAAUUGCCUUGCGUUGGCCUCGACGAGUAGCAGCAGCAACAGCAGCAACAACAACAACAACAACACCAGCAACCACAGCGGCAGCACCACCACCUGCUGCUACCGCCGCUGCUGCAGACUCGCGAGUGUUGAAUGGAUCUUUAAGCAUUUUGUAUUCUGCCCCCACAGGGGCAGGAAAAGGUCUCGUUGCUGAGCUGAUUCUGUUGCGUCAUGUAUUCGGUUUGCUGCAGCUCCCACCGCUAGACACACUGCAGCAGCAGCAGCAGAUGCAGCAACAGCUGCAGCUGCAGUGGCCCACAGCCUUAGCAGCAGCAGCAGCAGGCACCCCCGAUUCUCCAUCCCCAUCUCCAUCCCCCCACACAGCAGCACCACCACCAACAGGAGCACCAGGAGAAGCAGCAGCAGCAGCAGCGAGUUGCAUGCAUUCACCUCGAAGGGCAAUUGUUGUGCUGCCUUUUGUCGCUUUAAUUGACGAGCAGCAGCAAAAGCUGCAGCGUCUAUUUGCUGCUGCUGAGCUACCAUUAAAAGUUGUUGCGCUGCAUCACUGCAGCAGAGACACCGCAGGGUUAGAAGCAGCAGCAGAUGCUGCUACCUUCGAUGUCGCCUUCUGUACAGUAGAAAAAGCAGCAGCGCUGUUGCAGCAGCUGGCAUCAAAGAAUCUGCUGCUGCAGCAAGUGGGGCUGCUUGUUGUAGAUGAACUGCAUGCGCUCGAAGACAGCAGCAGAGGGGCCCUUCUUGAGUGUCUCCUUUCUCUAGUAGUAUAUUGCAACACCAAGCUGCAACUGCAGCAGCAACAGCAGCAGCAGCAGCAGGUACUGCUGCCUAUUCAGGUCGUAGGGAUGUCUGCUACCCUCAGCAAUAUACACGAAGUUGCUGCCUGGCUGUCUGCUGCUGUUUACUCGAAUCCCCACAGACCCCUCCCGCUGCAGGAGUCCUAUUGCUGCUGCAGCGCAGCAGCAUCAGCAGCAGCAUCAACGGCAGCAGCGAGAGGACCUGAAGGCAAAGGUGCCCAAACGACUGCAACAGAAAAAAAUCAACAGUCUGCACGUCUGUUCGUCAAGCCUGCUGUUGCUGCUGCUGCUCCUGGUAGCCCACAGCAGCAAUGGCCGGAAGUCAAGCUCCCGCCACCCCUGACGCCGCUGCUGCUGCAGCUGCACAAACAGCAGCAGGAGCAGCAAAAGCAGGAGCAACAGCAACAACAACAACAGCAGCAGCAGCAGCAUGGGAAAUUUACAGAUAGCAACUCGCAAUGCCCCACGCUUGCGACGGCUACUGCUCGUGAGCCGUUGCUGCGGCUGUUGCUCCUGCUGCUGCAGCAAGGAGACAGCGUUCUCAUCUUCUGUCGCAGCCAAGCAGCAGCAGAAACUGUUGCUCUUCUUGCUGCGCAUUAUGUCAUCCCCCUGCUGCAGCGGAACCUAGCGCAGCAGCAGCAAUCUCAUCUUGAGCAGCAACAACAGCAGCAGCAACAGCAACAGCAGCAACAGCUGCAGCGCUUUUAUUUCCUCUCCCCCGAUGCAGCACAGUUGCGCAUGCGUCGUGUGCGCAACGUGGCGGUGCUGCAAGGGGGGGAGGUGAAGGCAGCAGUUGCUGCUGCUGCUGCCGCUGGGGUGUCUGUACACCAUGGUUCUCUAACAGCAGAAGAACGCCGUCUAUCAGAGAGUCUCUUUAGGGAGGGACUCAUUAGAGUUCUUGCAGCAACUUCAACUCUUGCUGCUGGUGUCAACUUCCCUUGCGACUCCGUGUUGUUUGAUUCGCCCCACAUCGGCAGCAGUUUCUUGGAUGCCAUUCACUUUAGACAAAUGGCGGGCCGAGCAGGCCGCAUGCAGGACAAAACCAAGCAGCAGCAGCAGCAACAGCAGCAGAAGCAGCAGAAGGGGGGUCGUGCGAUAGUAUUUUGUAAGGCUUCGGAGGAAGCAAGGGUACAGCAGCUGCUGCUGCAAGGCACCCCACAAGUUAACAGCGCAUUAAAAGAAGACAGCAGCGGCAUGCAAAGACUUUUAUUAGCUGCUCUUAGCUGCAGCAGGGGUUUGCUGCGUUGCAGCGGCAGCAACGAAGACAUCGCCCUCCUCGUCUGCUGCACCUUCCUUGUUACCCAACACCGCACCCGCCUGAUGCAGCAGCAGCAGCAACAGCAGCAGCAACAGCAGCAGCAACAGCAGCAGCAAGAGGAUCACGAGGAGGAGAUGGACAGUCAGCUUGCUGCGCUAGUGCAUCGGGAGACAACUGCUGCUGUCUCCGAGUUGCUGCGCUUAGGGUUGCUGCGUUUUGCUGCUGGUCGUUACGAAGCAACAGCAACAGGACGUGCUGUUGCUGCUGCUGCUCUGUCUCCUCAAGAAGGUGCAGCAGCAUGCUACACGGUUGCUGCAGCAAGCAGCAGCUUAGCCCUUCAUGACGAUUUGCCUUUGGUCUUUUUGAUUUCUCCAACUCUGCCGCUGCCAGCAGCAGCUGCUGCUGCAGCUGCUGCAGCGCGACGAGCACGGGAUGCAACAGCAGCAGCAGCAGCUGCUGCUGCUGCUGCUUCUGCUGCUCUUACUGCAGAUAACCUCAGACACCUAGAGAGAAGCAUGCUGCGCAUGCAACCAUCAGAGCGCCUCGCCUUAGAUCGAAUGGGUGUGGGACUGGAGCAGCUACGUGCCUUUAUCAGCAUGCCCAAACGCGACCCUGCUGCUGCGGCUGCUGCUGCUGCUGCUACUGCUGCUGUUGUGCCCAGUAGUGACACCGAGCAGCAGCAGAAGCAGCAGCAACAGCAGAAACAACACCAACAGCAACCGGGUGAACACCUACAGGUUACUGUGAGAGAUUGUGUUCUCGCAUGCCCUACCGCAGCAACAGCAGCAGCACCUGCAGCAGCAGCACCAACACCACCAGCAGCAGCAGAAGCAGGAAGUGGUCAAGGUGGCCAUUGGAUCAUUGCUUUGCUGCUGCUGCAGCUGCGGCAGCGGCUGCUGCUGCUGCACGAGACACCCGAGCAGCAGCAACUGCAGCAGCUGCUGGAUAUUGAUGGCAUCUCCCUGCCUGUUGCCCGUCUGCUGCAACACCACCUAGGUGCGCGAAAACCCCAGAAGGCAUUGAAGGAGCUGGAGCAACAGCAGCAGCAACUCCAACAGCAGCAGCAGCAACAACAACAGCAGCAGGAUCGCCAAGGGCUCCAGGGGCAGAGGGAGCACACUAAGGGUCACGAAGCUUCACGAUCAGCCGGACAACAGCAAGUGCAACAGCAGCAGCAGCAACAGCAGCAACAGCAACAGCAGCAGCACCAACAGCAGCAGCUGCAACUUGAAAAGCAGGAACAGCAACAGCAGCAACAGCAACAGCAGCUGCUGCAACUUCAACCGCAGCAGCAACAGCACAUGCAACAGCAGCAACAGCAGCUUCAACAGCAGCAAGAACAGGUGCUGCAGGAGCAACAGCAGCAACAGCAUCUCCUGCUGCUGCAGCGGAAACAGUGGCAACAACAGCAGUGGCAGCAGCAACAGCAGCACGUUCAACAGCAGCAACAGCAGCAGCAGCAGCAGAAGCAGCAGCAACAGCAGCAGCAAGAACAGCGGCAGCAACAAAUGCGGCUCCGGCUGCUGCAGCAUGGGCCGUAUGACUCGCAGCAGCGUCUGUUGGUGGUUAAAGAGCACCCGCGGCAAGGGGACCAGCAAACAGCCGGCAGCGGUGUGCCUCUGGAGCAGCAUCAGCAAGAGGUUGGGCAAGAGCAGAAGCACGCGCGGCAGCAGCAGCAGUUGCUGCUAGAUAGCGAACAGCCCGCAGUGCCGCAGCCCCUCCCCAGUUGGAUAACAACCUUGCGGAGACACAAGAGACCCUUGGAAGGGACUUCUCAGGAGCAACAGCAACAGCAGCUGCACCAACAACAACAGCACCAACAACAUCAGCAGCAUCAGCAACCGGAGGAACAACAACAACAACAGCCACAGCAAGAAUUACAGCAACGCCAGCAGCAGCAGCUUAUUCUGCAGCAGCAACAGCCAGGUAAGCCGCAGGUACGUCAACUGCAGGAUAAGUACCAACAGCCGCAGAUGCAGCAGCAGCAGCAGCAGCCGUUGCGCCCGCUUCCCUGGCCUUCGAUUUUCGCACUUUGCGGUUGCCCUAUUUCCUCUCCCCCUAAUCAAAGGCCUCCUUCUGUUGCGGCAGAGAUAUACCAAAGAAGCAAACGCCUGCGAACAGCAGCAGCAGCAGCAGCAACAACAACAGCAACAACAACCCCAGCAUCAGCAACAGCACCAGCAACAGCAGCACCGGCAGCAGAAGCUGCAGCAGUAGAAAGUUUUGCUGCAGCUGCAACGGGGAAAAUACGGGUCCGAGUUGUCGGUGACAGCACCUGCUUCUCUAUCGAUGAGUCUUUGCUGCUGCCGCAGCAAUGCAGCAGCAACAACAACAACAAUGACAUGCUGGCUGCUGCAGUGAGACGCACUACAGUGUUCGCUGCGUGCAUACUGUGGAGUGAACCCCCAGAGCCUGUUGCUGCUACAGUGCACCACAGACGAAAGAGACGCAAGAGACGCAGCAGCACCAGCAGCACCAGCAGCUCCAGCAGCGUCAGUAGCAGCAUCGGCAACACGGGUAGCGACACUAGCAGUGACUCGGACAGAAACAGCAGCAGCGACAGCCGCAACAGCAGUGACAGCAGCGGCAGCGAUGAUGAGGCUACUGCAGACCUCCUUAGGGCCCGAACGGAGUAUAGGCAAGCAGCAAAGGAAGCCGCUGCUGCUGCUGUUGCUGCCUCUCAGAAAGACGCAACAGCUACAGAGCCGACAGAGCGCGCCGAAGGAGAGCUCCCAGUAGCAGCAACAGCAACAGCAACAGUAGCAAGCCCUGCUGCAGCCGAGCCUGUUGCUCUGCUGCUGGUUUCGCCCAUUGACGGCUGUUUCGUGGUCCCUCCAUUGAGGCAGGAGAGCAACAGCAACAGCAACAGCAACAAUACUGGCAGUAGAAACGACAACUGCAACAGCAACACUUGCAACAGCAGCAGCAACAACAAGAUGCUACGUUUCCCUGCUGCAGUGGAAGGAUGGCUAAGCAACAGGCAGAAUUGCCUUGUUGUUGCAGAUGCGACAGAGUGGGCCUUGCUGCUGCCUUCUUUCGGGUGUAUAGGCAGAUCCAGCUGCGGCAGCAAACUUAUGGACCCCAAGCUACCGCAUGCAAUGCUUCAGCCUCGAAGACCUCGUGCUGCACCUGCUGCUGGUGCUGAUGAUGAUCAGCCGUCCGCAGCAGCAGCAGCAACGGAUGGUGCUGCUGCUGCUGCUGCCGAUUUAGACGAGGCAGCCGCAACUCCUUCUGUUGAGGCGUGGUGCCGCAUGUACGACAUCCGCUUUACAACCCACUGCAGCAGCAGCAGUAACAGGAGCAGCAACAGCAGCAACAGCGGCGACAGCGGCGACUGCAGUCAAAAGUGGCAACGGAGCCUCGCGAGGGCUGCUUGUUGGGAAUGCUUUUGCCUUCUUGGCCUUUUAGCAGUAUGCUGA
Eimeria maxima is the source of this 7659-nucleotide messenger RNA. RefSeq names its product DNA polymerase, putative. The coding region runs from base 1 to 7659 and encodes 2552 amino acids. The record is from RefSeq and is a predicted model, not a curated record. NCBI's taxonomy places the organism in Eukaryota, Apicomplexa, Conoidasida, Eucoccidiorida, Eimeriidae. The transcript has 4 exons.